Messenger RNA from Strigops habroptila (Kakapo), 1840 nucleotides. Its product is annotated as putative short-chain dehydrogenase/reductase family 42E member 2. The record is from RefSeq and is a predicted model, not a curated record. Lineage: Eukaryota; Metazoa; Chordata; Aves; Psittaciformes; Psittacidae. Gene Ontology annotation, biological process: steroid biosynthetic process. Gene Ontology annotation, molecular function: 3-beta-hydroxy-Delta5-steroid dehydrogenase (NAD+) activity.
AUGAAACUCACUGGGAUUGUCUGCAUCCACGAGCAGUAUGGAGGUUUCAACAUGGAGGAGAAAUUGUUACAUGUGUCUGCUAAUAGCAGACAGCAUUCCACUGAGGGAAAACAUACGAGUGGAGUAGCAACACCCUGGCACCAAGCCUCUAUCCCCAAAGUGAAUGGAUAUGCUGGAGCACUGAAUGAAAACAGGAUGAGAGCUGUGGUGACAGGAGGCGGAGGCUAUGUUGGAUGCAAGCUGGGAUGUACUCUUGCCAGCAGAGGAGCUUCUGUUGUUCUGUAUGACAUACAAAAGCCUACCUGGGAAAUCCCCAAUGGAGUAGUGUUUAUCCAGGCGGACGUCAGGGACUAUGAUGCCCUAUUUGCAGCCUUUGAAGGGGCUGACUGUGUGUUUCAUGUAGCUUCCUAUGGAAUGUCAGGAAGAGAGCAAUUGCACAGAGAAGAGAUUGAAACUGUAAAUAUCCAUGGAACAAGGUUCGUCAUUGAUGCCUGCAAGCAAAGGAACAUUGCUAGAUUGGUAUACACCAGUACAGUAAAUGUGGUGUUCGGAGGGCUUCCUAUUGAAGAUGGUGAUGAGGAAACUGUGCCAUAUUUUCCAGUUGAAAAGCAUGUUGAUCAUUAUUCCAGAACCAAAUCAAUUGCAGAACAAAUGGUACUAGCAGCUAAUGGAACUCCACUGGCAGGAGGUGGAAUACUCUAUACAUGUGCUCUUCGUCCACCAGGAAUCUAUGGACCAGAAGAGCAAAGACACUUGCCAAGGCUAGCAAAGAAUAUCAAGAGAGGGUUACUUAACUUCAGGUUUGGGGAUUCUUCUGCUAAAAUGAACUGGGUGCAUGCAGAGAAUCUCAUACAAGCUCAAAUUCUAGCUGCUGAUGCUCUCACCCCUGGAAAGAACUACAUUGCUAGUGGCCAGGCGUAUUUCAUUAAUGAUGGCGAAAAGUUCAACCUUUUUGAAUGGCUAACUCCACUUUUUGAAAGAUUAGGCUGCAGUACGCCAUGGAUACGUAUUCCUACUUCCUUAGUUUAUGCAUCAGCCUUGGUAAUGGAAUACCUUUAUCUGAUGCUGAAACCAUGUGUUGAACUGUCCCCACUGCUGACCAGAAAUGAGGUACUCAACAUUUCUAUAACUCACACAUUUCGGAUAGACAAGGCACGGACUCAGCUGGGGUACAGCCCAGAGAAGUUCACAUUUGCUGAUUCCGUGGACCAUUACCUUAAAACCAAACCAGAAGCCCAGAAUCAUCACAUCUUCUUCAAAGUUUUGCUUUCUUUAGUUGUUAGUUUAAGUUUGAUCUUCUUCUCUUUAAGGUUUGAUGGCCUUUCAGUUUUGCAUUUUUUUAAAGAAACACAACACUGACUUGCACAAACCGCAUGUACUUGGUCACAGGACUGCUCCCCACAUCAUUCUGAACUCCACAACAGUUACUGGCCCCAAUCCAAUAAACAGGCAGUUAUUUUCAUAUUUAAAACCAGUAACAAGUAGCUGUACUUGAGAAAUUAAACUACAAUAAACACAGCCAAAUCACUGAAACACACUGGAGUCAAGACUGUUGCCCCUGUUUAUUUCACACCAAAACCCCUCAACUUUCCAAGUGGAUUGCUGAAGUAAAUGAGAAGCUGCAGAAAGAACAAGAGCUACAGUCAGCCUGCAGUGCUUCAGGGGUGAAGAAACACAGCUGAAGUAAAGAGAAAGGCUGACCACAGCUGCUGCCAUGGCUCACUACCUUCAAGAGCUAUGAACAAGCAAAGGGACUGACAGAACACAUUCCUGUAAAUACCAGCCAUACAGAGAGAGUUCAGUGUGACGUUCCUUUGUGAAUUAGCUGUACCACUGCGUA